This is a messenger RNA of Rhagoletis zephyria (snowberry fruit fly), 828 nucleotides long. RefSeq lists its product as uncharacterized. The record is from RefSeq and is a predicted model, not a curated record. Lineage: Eukaryota; Metazoa; Arthropoda; Insecta; Diptera; Tephritidae.
GAUCAAAACUUUAACAAAAUCGACUUGCAUUGCGCAAAAAUUUAGCGCAAAUGAAGCCGAAUUGCAAGGACUCCAAAGCGCAAGUAGCCGCUAAAACAACAGCAACAAUUGGCACUACUACCGUUGCUGCUGCUGCUGCUGCUGCUGUAUCUACAGUCGAAGUGGAGAACGACGAGCGAUUGCAAUUUCUGCGCGAAAAUGUGUCACUUAUCGGCUGGAUGGGCAUCAUCGCAUCCACUACAAUGCUGCUCUGCACUGGGCUGUCAAUGCAAUGGAGUCACGAGGUGGUGCGCUAUUUUGUGUACGCGCUGCGCAAAUCUUUCGAAAUGGAACGCACGCGAGUGAUGCUACAACGAGUUAUAAUGGCAUUGAGCACAAGUGCUUACUCCUUGUCGGCCGUCAAUAUGCUUAUGAAUAUGUUCCUGGUCAUUGGCGUGGCUAAGCUCAACUACAAGCUCCUGCUGCCAUGGCUACUCUUUCAUGGUUUCCUUUUCGGGCUCUUCAUUCAUGUUGCCAUAUAUACGACCAUAUCCAGUCUGCUCAUUGAUUUCAGAAUAUUUGUUUUACUGGUCGCAUCCCUCACAAUUGUUCUGAUGAUUUUCUAUAAAAUAUCAUAUGAAGUAUUCCACUUGUACAAACUCUUACGUAGAAGUAGCGCGGCGAGAUAUCAAAGCGUGAGGGAAGAUCAAUCGAAUAGCAAAAAUUUCAUAGUUCUACAGUCUGAAGUUUAACAAAAUCAAUUUACUGUGAGACGUAAAUUUUACAUUUAUCUUACCAUUAAAAAAUGUAUUAAUCUUAAGUGAGUUCUUAUCUGAAAUUGCAUUUGCA